Molecule: messenger RNA, 789 nt
Organism: Rotaria sp. Silwood1
Lineage: Eukaryota; Metazoa; Rotifera; Eurotatoria; Philodinida; Philodinidae
Source: the annotation of a GenBank genome assembly
AUGGAUACAUUUUAUCACGGUUCACAAUUUGUUAGAGAUUGGUUAUUGGCAUUUACUCAUGGAAAAUUGAAUGUGAAAUUUGAUGCUAUCUUUCCUGCCCUUAUCAAUGGCUUAAAACUAGUAGGACGCAAUGAGCCAGAAAGAGUUGUUAGCAAUAUUGUGCGAGAGUUAUAUUCUAUUAAAGAGGAAACUUCGAAAAAAAAAGAGUGGGAAAAAAUGCAAAAAUUGCAAGAUUGCUGUGCCAAAUUAUACACGAAACCAUGUUUUCUCUUUCGUGUUGUUAAUACUGCAUUACGUUGCGAUGAUCGAACUAAACUCAAUGAGUUAGGUCCUUAUUGUUAUCUCGUUUACAAUUAUAUUGGUCGCCAUACUAAUCAAAGUAUGCCAUUUCGACAUCGUCUUCGACAAUCAGUUCGUGUUAUGGACGCUCAACCAAUGAUUCUCUAUCGUGGUGAUGCUGUUUGUUCCAAAACAUUAGAAGAAUAUAAACAAGCUGCUGGAAAAAAAGACAAGUGUUUUAGAUGGCUUCCAUUUGUAUCGACUUCACUCGAUCGUGAUAUUGCGAGAAACUUUGGACAAAAUGUUCUGUACAAUAUCGAAGUACAACAGUAUUUAUCCAAUGAUCAAUUCACAUACUUAAACAACAAUACAUAUUUUGAGAAUGAAAAAGAAAUAUUAUUGAAGCCUGGAGCGCGAUUUCAAGUAAUAAAAGUAGAACCCGAUUGUCAAUUAAAACGACAAUUGGUCCAUAUCAAAAUUAUUCCAUCAUUUGUGUCCAAUUUGAUAUAA